CUUUGUUCAAUGCAUUUCGAUUGGAUUACCUGCAAAACAACCGUAGCAACUGAUUAAAAAAUUGAUAAACGUUAGAAUAUAGUUCAGUGAAUCAUUUGUCAUUUUGAUUUCUUUGUAAUACCAGACAUUCACGUUCAUCUAGAUGGCUGAAAUGGAAGAAAUAUUAAACGAAACUGUUCCGCAGAUUGAUUUGGAGAAAUUCGAGAAAAAAUAUAACCGCGAAAUAGAAACUAACAGCUUGACUCAUACAACCCAAUUUGAGUAUGCCUGGUGUUUGGUAAGAAGUAAUUACCGAAACGACAUGAGAAGCGGAAUUACUCUCUUGGAAGAUCUAUGCCGCAAAAACCCAGAAGGCAAACGCGAUUAUAUUUACUACCUUGCAAUAGCCUGUACCAGACUUAAGGAGUAUUCAACGGCUAUGAAAUACGUACAAGCCUUUUUGGAAAUUGAACCAAACAAUCAGCAGGUUAUCAGUCUAGAGGAAUACAUCAAAAAGAAAAUCAAUAUCGAAGGAUUGAAGGGUGCCGCAAUGGUGAGCGGUGCUGCUUUAGUACUAGGAGGAGUUCUGGGUAUUGGCUUUGCACUUGCAAAGAAAUGAAAUUCGGUGAAAAGUGCGAAGUCUGCUGUUGAUGACUGAAGAUUUUUUUUGUUCUAUUGCAACAUGCGUUUUUCAUAUAUAUAUUUUGUCACUUUACCUUGUUUUCAUUUUAUUUUAUUCACAACUCUCUUUAAAGCCUUUUUUACCAAAAUAAUAAGCAGCUUCGCAUUCAACAAAACAUUAUAAACUGAAUAUUUAUGAAUGCAGAAUAUCAUAGAGCAAAAGAUUGUAAAUAUUGGAAAAUGUAUAUGGAAUAGAUGUAGAU
This is a messenger RNA of Sabethes cyaneus, 863 nucleotides long. It is a transcript of the gene Fis1, whose product is annotated as mitochondrial fission 1 protein. The record is from RefSeq and is a predicted model, not a curated record. Gene Ontology annotation, molecular function: protein binding. The transcript has 3 exons. Gene Ontology annotation, biological process: peroxisome fission; mitochondrial fragmentation involved in apoptotic process; mitochondrial fission. NCBI's taxonomy places the organism in Eukaryota, Metazoa, Arthropoda, Insecta, Diptera, Culicidae. Bases 143 to 598 code for a protein of 151 amino acids. Gene Ontology annotation, cellular component: peroxisomal membrane; mitochondrial outer membrane.